AGCAAAGGAGAGCGGUACCGCGGGUACUCGGUGCCGGUGGUUCGCCGCGCGAGCGACGACGCUGCUCGCGAUAAUGCGAUAGUGUUGGUCUGUUGGUCCGCACGUUUAGCGGCUAGCACAGUUGAUAAAAGAUAGCAGUUCUACCGAAGACAAGUCAGUAUUCACCCCGCUGCUGCUGAUCGACGAAUCCAUUCGAUUUCAUCGAUCCUGAGCGCACGGAGGGUUGAAUCCGAUAGCGAAACGCCUUCGCAUCAUCUCGAUGAAGAUCCUCGUUUGUUGAAGUACAAUAUACCGUACGAUUUACAUAAUUCGAUCUGAGAAACACGAGGAAGUAUUUUUCAUCGUUGGAAGAAACCUUGUUUUCAAGUAUCGUUGAAGAAAUUUAUGUUUUACGCAGAGCGUUGAAGAAAUGAGCUAAGAACGCAAAAGUUUACAAGAUAAAUAUUUUUAUCCUAUCGAGAGCAUGUCAUUUGUGAGCAUGAGCGUCUUGCGAUGACGAUGAAAAAGACUGGUCUUGACGAAUAAAUCGAAGAUCAAGAGCAAGACCAAAAAUCGGAUAUCAUCGGAGAAUGUCAGGAAGAAAACAUCAAUGUCAUUGUAUUCAAACACGUCGUCCCUCAUUUUUUUAACUGAUUACGCAUUUUCUUUUUCCUUCUUGCUUACGUAUUAGUUAAUAAUUUCGAAAGCGCAAACCAUGCAGAAUGACCAGCGGUGCGACUAUUAAAUUCGAUCCGGAUUGGGUGAGAAUGGUCGAGUUGCGCGCGGCUAGUGCCGGGAUGACCGGGGGCCUGGACAGGAGAUCCUCGAAUCGCCUGCACUACGCCAUCCUGACGAUCCUGGACACGAUAUUCUCCGCUCUCAUGAUUGCGCCCGCGGUGGUCGGUUACUGGCGCGGCACCUGGGAGCUCAGCGACUUCUACGUUUACCCGAACGAGCCGGUGUUAAGCACCUUCGCAUCGAUCGCGAUCGGCUUCACCGGUCUCUUCGUCUUCAACGUGCUGCAACACAGCCUGGUCGAUAUCCUCCAUCCGGACAAGCAUCGGCUGUCUUAUUAUCUCGGCUCGCGGCUCUACACCAGCGUGUUCGGUCUAUGUUGCGUUAAUGCCUGGCGUGGCAUUUUUAAUGCCCUGGACAUCUACACGGAGCAGACCCCCGGUACCAUCGUCGCCACGACCGCCGUCAGUCUCCUCGCGCUCGGCAUCAUGCGCGCGAUCCGCAACCUCUCCGCGCCACCGUUUGCGCUCGUUCUCGACUCGUGUUCGGGUUACUUUGAAGUGCAGACUAUGUUCCGCGUCAAUAAUACAAGGGACUGGUCAUUGUACUUACUGGAUUGUGCCUUUAGCGUCGGUGUUGUUGGCACAUUGAUUGUUUUCGUUUGGAGAGGGGUUUGGAUCCUCAUCGAUAUUUAUCUAUUUCCGGAAAAUCCCAAAUGUUCUGCCGUUGGCUCACUGGCUAUCGGCUAUUUUUUAGUCGCCGUGACGUUUUGUUUGCAACCGUUGAUGCGAUACGUCUGCGCGCGUCUUCAGGGUCUGGUUCUCUUAAUAGUCGCGGAUGCUUUUCUCCUUCUGAGCUUCCUGGGGACCGUGAACGUCUGGCGUGGUAUAUGGAAUGCGCUCGAUCUGUGGCUGUUGCCGGAUAAUCCGGAAUUAUCCUGCUGGAUCACCCACAUCGGCAGUUUCGUCUUUCUCGUCCUCCUUAAUUGUAGCAAUACCAUUCUUGUACGUGGCGUUUACAUCGAUGCCGAGGAAGAGGCAGGGAAGUGCGUCGUGUUUCCGUGUCAUUAUCUUCGAUUAUUCUUUAAGAUCGAACGCGAAAAGAAGCAAGCGAGACAGCAGAAUCUACUGGCUUCUCAACAUUUCGAUGGUCGUACCAAUGUAAACGAAAAGGACAGCGAGAAUGGAACUCUCCUGCCGAAUAAUACGAUUAAACCCGCGAAUGCGGACUCUCUAGGAUAGAUGAUACGAGAUGACACGCUGAUUUAUCAUAGACGCGAUAAUUCGAGCGGGGGAGGAUGAUAUGACACGUACGAGUUCAAUCGUGCGAAGAAAACUCGCAUUUGCGAAUGUUUAUGCGAGACAGUGUUUCUUUCCAGAUUGAACUGUCAUCCUCAUUUUGUGUGUCCAUUCUCGAAACGUUCUCUCGAAAGGAAGCGCGAUUAUUCCUUAAAUCGUGAUCCUAAGCAGAGCCGGAGAAUCAGGAUGUGUGUAAAGAGUGAGUUAUAAAGAAGAUGUCUUGACUAGUGAUUCGCGCAACAGAAAAAAACGGCCAGAAGGACUGUCAAGAACGAUGCAUUUGCAGUAAGACUCCGUAUGAUCAUUAUCAAGAGCAAUUUUUGCAAUGUAAUAUAGUAAUAUAUGAUAUGCAAAUGUGUCAUGCUAUAUUAGACGACGAAAAUUAGAAUCUUAAAAGUAGGAAUUAACGCUGCCGUGUAUUUUGUCUUCAAAGGUCAUUCGUAUAAUUAAUUAUACCUGAGGAAAAACUAAUGUGCAAUAUAUAUAUUU
Camponotus floridanus (Florida carpenter ant) is the source of this 2501-nucleotide messenger RNA. RefSeq lists its product as uncharacterized. NCBI's taxonomy places the organism in Eukaryota, Metazoa, Arthropoda, Insecta, Hymenoptera, Formicidae. Gene Ontology annotation, cellular component: presynaptic membrane. The record is from RefSeq and is a predicted model, not a curated record. The transcript has 4 exons. The coding region runs from base 702 to 1955 and encodes 417 amino acids. Gene Ontology annotation, biological process: neuron-neuron synaptic transmission; neuromuscular synaptic transmission; clustering of voltage-gated calcium channels.